CGGGACUCGCGGCUUCUGCUGAAGCAGGAUGCGCAUUCUGUAAAGUGCUACGUGAGGAGACGUUACGUAAUGCUUUACCAGAAGCAUGUACCGUCACGUAUCAUCUCCGCUACCUUUGGAAUCCUCCGUGUGCACCAGAAGGCGUUGGCCUGUACAUGCUGCUCGCUGACCUGACUGCCAAGGUCGAAAAGGACGACAGUGAUCCCAACGUCAUACUCGUUUCGAUUGCCUUUAGCAUUGAGUCGGCACAAGAAACUUGCAGAAACUGGUUGCGAACCAUACUGUCUCCGCCUUCGGACGUGCUCUGUGAUGAGAACGUUGCAUGGAUCCAAGAAGAACUGGAGAAUGACGAUGCCAGUUAUAGCCAGCAUACGCAGUCCGACUUCUUACCCAUGCGACUUAUUGACGUCGAAGCCGAGGCGCAUACUGGCAGUGUCCGGAUCGUGACGACCUUAGCGAUGCCUUCGCACACGCGAUACCUGGCAUUGAGCUACUGCUGGGGAGAGGCAUUUGCAGCCGCACAACAAUUGAAAACCACAUGGUCCACGUUGCGACGACAUCUCCAGUGCCUUCCAUCGGACCAGAUAACCAACGUAGUUCAUGAUGCGAUAAAAGUUGCGCGGACUUUACGCAUACGCUAUCUCUGGGUAGAUGCGCUUAGCAUCAUCCAAGACGAUACCGAAGACUGGGCACGUGAGUCUCGACGUAUGGGCCUCAUAUACACAAACGCCUAUGCAACAAUAUGCGCUCUGGCAUCGUCUAGCUGUUUGGAAGGCUUCCUUAUCCGAACUCCCACGGUUCGGGUAUACUUCAAAUCCGGCUUGAGGCCACAGGUCGAAGGGCUCCUGCACAUAUGCCGACAGCCAGCGCUGGAUCGCAUUACAGACAAAGAAUGUUCCUUUGAUUCAUUCCGGUUUUUGGAUUCAGCAUCAAGUGCGUGGAAUAGUCGCGCUUGGGUGUACCAAGAGGAAAGGCUGUCAAAACGACAGAUCUGGUUCGGAACAUCCCGCCUUCAUCUGGCGUUGAGCAAUAAGCAACUCACGGAAGGUAACCGCGACAAAUACCGCGAUCCGUUGUCAUCUCACCAGUGGCCAUCGUCGUUUCACGACGAAUAUCGCGAGUUUAUUGCCACUGGCGACGCAGAAAUUUUGCAAAACUCUUGGCUGAACGCAACUGAGUUUGUUUCUCAAAAGAAGCUGUCCGACCAACAAGACAGGUUCCCAGCAGUCUCAGGUCUCGUCAGAUUAAUAGCGGAAGCAUUAGGAGACACCUACGUUGCCGGAAUGUGGUGCAAUGACCUGCUUCGCGGCCUUCUCUGGAAGAGCGAGUCCCAUGUCGUGUCAAGUCAACCAUAUUACCUAUCUCAUAUUUCACGUCCAGGCUCUGCAACGUAUAUCUGCCCAUCAUGGAGUUGGGCAAAUACAAUCAACGGAUCCUUGGGUUACGACGUCUCGCACAAGUCAUACGAGGAUCUCCCCCCUGAGGACGAUUGGAACGGUCUGCGAGAACACUCACUGAGGUCCGAAUGCAGAUCACUUAAUGCCUGGUCGCAACCCGAAAACGCGAAUUUCAACCCAUACGGCAGGAUCACUGAUGCUAGGCUUGACGUCGAAGCAAGGGUCGCCCCACUUCCGUCUAUCCUUCAUCUUAUACCAGAUGAUCACGAGUGGAUUAACCAAGCAUAUCAAGUCACAACCCAUGAUGGCAGCAUCGCUGUUUGCGAGUUCGACUGGAGAAACCCCGACGACAACCAUGAUUUGCUGCUGGAAGACGGGCACAUGCUGCUGUUGGCGAGCGCUAUUGGCGGCGUAUACAGAAAGGAAGAUUUGGUAGCGAUCGUUGACGACAUGUCUACAAAAGCUUCGACAUGCAUCGAUACGAAGGUAGCGGAGGGCUACGACACUGAACGUAACGCAUGGGGCUUAAUCAUACAUCCUAUCGAAGAUGGUAAGUUCGUGCGCAUCGGGCGCUUCACAGUCAGAUCGAAGCUUGGUGGACUGAGAGCUUUCCAAGGCUGCGAGUGGGAGGCUGUGGCGCUACUUUGAAGAUCAUUGAUUAGAGAGAAGGCUAGAUCUUUGGCCGCGCAUGCGAUUCGCUCGGUAACGGCGGGCUUUCUUCAGCCUUGUACACAGUCAACAUCUCCAAGACGAAUAGCGCAAUAGCACACGUCACAAAUGAAUUUCUUAGAGUUAAAAA
Molecule: messenger RNA, 2196 nt
Organism: Alternaria rosae
Lineage: Eukaryota; Fungi; Ascomycota; Dothideomycetes; Pleosporales; Pleosporaceae
Product: heterokaryon incompatibility protein-domain-containing protein
Exons: 2
Coding region: 156-2045 (629 amino acids)
Source: RefSeq, a predicted model, not a curated record